This is a messenger RNA of Gossypium raimondii (Peruvian cotton), 1113 nucleotides long. RefSeq names its product peptide methionine sulfoxide reductase A5. NCBI's taxonomy places the organism in Eukaryota, Viridiplantae, Streptophyta, Magnoliopsida, Malvales, Malvaceae. Gene Ontology annotation, molecular function: peptide-methionine (S)-S-oxide reductase activity. The record is from RefSeq and is a predicted model, not a curated record. Bases 38 to 790 code for a protein of 250 amino acids. The transcript has 4 exons.
UUAUUGUCAUUGUUUCCAUUACACUAUCUCGGAAGAAAUGGCUUCAGCGGAUAGGAAUCUCCUCAUCCUCAAUUUCCUAACCUUGGCUUCAUUGUCCCUAUUCUGUGCCGACAAAGCAUUUUGUAUUCGGAUUCCAGAUCGGGACUCCACCACGCCUCGGGAACUGUCAGAUCAGUCUCUGAAAACCGCGGUUUUCGCCCUCGGUAGUUUCUGGAGAUCGGAAGCUGUCUUCGGGUGCUUAAACGGUGUCGUUCGAACUACUUCUGGUUAUGCUGGCGGAUCCAAAAUCAAUCCCGAAUACAGAAGCUUAGGUGACCACGCCGAGUCUGUAAUGGUUGAAUAUGAUCCCAAGGAGAUUAAUUUCAGGCAACUUCUGGAGGUUUUUUGGUCUAGCCAUGACCCAAGACAGGUUUUUGGCCAAGGUCCUGAUGUAGGUCCCCAGUACAGGUCUAUUAUUUUUACGAAUGGGACUGAAGAGGCUAGAUUAGCUGCCAUGAGCAAGGAAAGGGAACAAACCAAGUCGCGGAGCAGCAUUUUGACAACCCAAAUUCAACAACUUGAAUCAUUUUAUCCGGCAGAACCUGAACAUCAGAAAUUUGAGCUCAAACGCCACCCGAUGCUUCUACAGCUGAUAGGAAACCUGCCCGAAGAUGAACUUGAGGUGUCUAACCUAGCAGCAAAACUUAACGGUUAUGCUGCAGAGCUUUGCCCUCAAAGGAUUCAAAAGCAGAUUGAUGCAAAGAUCAAUGGAAUUAUUAGGAGGGGUUGGCCUGUUUUAAGAGAGGUAUAGCUGAGACCAUUGGAGUUGUGCUUCGGAUGAAUGAAAUCAGUAUGUGCCUUUUCGGGCUGAGCAACUCGAUUUUGUGGGUUUUUUAACCUUAGAUGAGCUUAGCAUAGAUUUGAUUGUUUGGAUGGUUAAUUAAGUCGAAUGUUAUAGUAAUUCGCAGAGUAAAGCCUACGUUUUCGAUGUAUUAAUUGUUCAAUCUAUUUCGUAAGCAUAAAAAUAGCUCAUCAAAAGCUUUUCUUGUUUUGUUUUAUUUGCAGUGUAAUUCUCUUGCUAUUCAUGUCAAAAGGUUAGUUAUUCUUAUUGAUGUGAAGUCAAAUUUAAGUAAA